Messenger RNA from Paramecium sonneborni, 1311 nucleotides. Lineage: Eukaryota; Ciliophora; Oligohymenophorea; Peniculida; Parameciidae. The record is from the annotation of a GenBank genome assembly.
AUGUCAAUACCAAGUCAAAUAUUUUAAAAGUAGAAAUAAAAUUAAUCAAAAAGUGAGAUAAUUUGGUAAUAUAAAAGUAAUGAAGAUAAUCUAUCUUUUAUUCAUUAAAAUAUCAAAAGAUCAAUAAUAAUAAAACAAAAGCCUAUUGAUGAAUAAAUAAUUCAUCUAUAAACAGAAAUCAGAAAAUUAGAUGAGGAAUAGGACGAAAUCACAAAAGAGCAAAAAUUUUAUACAAAGAGUCAAUUGAAAAUUGAAUUAAUUUCACUCUUAAAAUAAAGUUAAUAAGGGAAAUCUAUAAUAAUGCCCGAGAUUAAUUAAAGAAUAGAAAAAGAUAACCCAGAGCUAAUGUUUUAUGUAUUAAAAGAAUGUUUAGCAAGAGAUUAAAAUAGAGAACUAUUAUUGACAGAGUAACAAUUUUCAUGUGGGUUUGACUCUUUAAUCGGAGUUUAUGGUGAUGAUUAAGAAUGCUUUAAAUUCAGAACAUAAGAGGUUUAGUAUGAUUAAUUAAUUGAAAAUGAUAUGUUUAGAGAUCAAUAUCUAACAUAAUUUAGGGAAAAUGUUUCUAAAAUUUUGAAUAUUUGUACAUCUGAAGUAGAAAUUUUAGACAUAAAAAAGGGAAGUAGCAUAAUACUAUUUAAGAUUAAGAGUAUAAAAGAUUUACAUAAUAUCUCCAAAAGCUUGUAAUUUUUAGAAGAAAAUUUAAAUGGUGAUAUAGAAAUAUUUAAUUAUUUUGUGAAAGUUUAAGAAAUGGAAAAGCAAGGAUUAGGGCUUUCUCGUAAUGAUUUUGAUAGUAGAUUUAAUAUGGUUUGGGAUCAUUUACUCGAAUCUGAAAAAAGAGGUCCUCAAGAUCACAGAUAUGAUUAUUAUUUUCCUAAAGGAUGUUAUGGAUACGGUUUAAAUAUAAUCAAAUAUGGUGAGGAUUAAGAAUGGAUUAAAAUGAAUGGUAACAAAAAUGAAUGGAGAAUUAUGUUUCAUGGAACAAAAAAUUGGUGUGUAAACCAAAUUAUAAAAACUAAUCUGAAGGUAGGAGAAAAUAGUUUUUAUUAAUAUCAAUAAUGUAUUGAUGAAUUUGGAAAAACUGUGCAAGUAGGGAAUGGAAUAUAUUUCUCAGAUUAAUUUAAUGUGUGUUUUGAAGAUGGGUAUGCAAGUCCAGUAUAAGUAUAAAAUAAAAAAUUUGCUGCUAUAUUUAUGUCUAGAGUUAAUCCAAAAAAAAUCCGAUAGUCUGAAGACAUGAAAAAGAAACGAUACUUUUUAAUAAAUAAUUCUGAAGAUGUUAGACCAUACAGAUUAUUAAUUUAUGAAGUUAAAUGA